Parathielavia appendiculata is the source of this 1740-nucleotide messenger RNA. RefSeq names its product Ebp2-domain-containing protein. The record is from RefSeq and is a predicted model, not a curated record. The coding region runs from base 58 to 1323 and encodes 421 amino acids. Gene Ontology annotation, biological process: rRNA processing; ribosomal large subunit biogenesis. Gene Ontology annotation, cellular component: nucleolus; preribosome, large subunit precursor; nuclear periphery. The transcript is spliced from 2 exons. NCBI's taxonomy places the organism in Eukaryota, Fungi, Ascomycota, Sordariomycetes, Sordariales, Chaetomiaceae.
UGCAAGCAGUCCAUCAAUUCAUCGUCCCACCACAAACAAAUAUUCAUCAGCGGCAAUAUGGCGAAGAAAGGCGUAACACAGUCUCCCAAGGCAGGUCCCAAGACCAAGUCACCAGUUAGAGACGGCAAGUCAGUUGAAAAGAAAAGCGACAGGAGAAAGUCAUUUGAGCCGGUUGUUGAGAAGAUGGUGGAGGCGUACGGGGAGGAGUGGGAAGACGAGAGCGACGAAGAGGCGCCCGAGACCAAUGGCAGCAAAGGAAACAAGAGGAAAGCCCGGGAUGACGAGCCGAGCGAGGAAGAGAGCGAUUCCGAGGAUAGCGACCAUGAGCACGGCGGCAUCGAUCUCGAGGGGAUAGACGACUCCGACUCGGAAUCAGAGCUUGACUCAGACGGCGAUGCCGAAAAGGACGACGACAAAGAGGAGGAGGAUGAUGAUGAAGAAGAAAUUGACGUCGACGAGCUGUCAGCGGAGGACGAGGAAGACGAAGAGCAGAUCGCCGCCGGCACUCGCGUUCGCCAAACCAUCAACAACAAGGAGGGUCUCCUCGCCGCCCUCCGACGCUUCGCCCUCGACACAAACCCCAAGACCGUCCCGUUCGCCUUCCACCAGUCAGUCGUCUCCUCUAAAAAGACUGAAGACUCUAUACCCUCCAUCGAUGACGACCUGCAGCGUGAGCUGGCCUUCAUGAACCAAGCCCUUGAAGCCGCCCGGCAAGGGCGCGCCCUGCUGCGCAAGGAGGGCGUCCCCUUCACCCGGCCGACAGAUUACUUUGCCGAGACAGUCCGCAGCGACGAGACUAUGCAGAAGGUCAAGGCGAAGCUGGUCGAGGAUGCGACAGCCAAGAAGGCGGCCGCCGAGGCCCGCAAGCAGCGCGACCUCAAGAAGUUCGGCAAGCAGGUCCAGGUGCAGAAGCAGCUCGAGCGCCAAAAGCAGAAGCGCGAGACGCUCGAGAAGAUCAACCUGCUCAAGCGGAAACGACAAGAAGGCGGCUCGUCGGCCCUCGGCGCAACCGAAGCAGACGACCUCUUCGACGUGGCUGUGGACAACGAGCUCCGGUCGGCCGGCAACAGCAAGAAGCGCGCGGCAACAGGGGACAGCCGCGGUGCGCCAAACGCCAAGCGGCAAAAGAAGGACGCCAAGUACGGCUUCGGCGGCAAAAAGCGCUUCUCCAAGUCGGGCGACGCCAUGUCGUCUGGCGACUUGAGCGGCUUCAGUGCGAAGAGAAUGAAGAGCGGCGGAGCCGCGGGUGGGGGGCCGAAGAAAGGGGGCAAGGCGCCUAGGCCAGGAAAGUCACGGAGAAAGGCCAUGGCUGGGAAGAGGUAGCUCGGCACGGUUGUGGGUGUGUAGGAGUCGUUGUCUUAUUCAUUCAAGGGUACUUACGCUGCGGAAUGCGGUGUCUGGAGGUUGCCGCGCCGGAAUUGGCCCGGCCUUGACAAGACAAGAAUUGGUGUGACAAAUCGCCUGUGAAAUGGGACUCACCAUACGUGUCGACGACAAAGCAAGCCGCCGAGGACUUCCUUGGCGGAACUCGAACAGUAGCUUACAGCGGCAAAUAUUAUGCUACGAAUCCAGCAGGGACAAGCCAAUCUGACAAUUCAGUGCCAUCCGUACCUUAGUCAAGCGCACAGUGAUAUCGUAAUGCUGAGAGACACUGGACACUCGACAUUAGCUCACCUCUCCAGAAGUAGCCCUUUGCUUGUAGCGCAAGUCCUCAGGGACCCAGCAUUCUGCCUCAGACAG